UUGUUAUAUUGUAUUAUAUCAACAUAAAUAAAUAUUUAUAUACAUAUUUCUUUUUUUACAGUUAAUGAAUGCAAGCGAAGAUGGAAGGUGCUGAGGGAUGCUUUUGGUAGACACAGAAAAGGGAAAAAAUGCCCAGUGGUUCUGCUGGAGGCACCGUCAAAGAAUGGAAAUAUGAAAGAGUUAUGUCUUUUCUGUUGCUGUAUAUGCAGCCUAGAAGUUCCAGAAACACUCUGCAAAUUCAGGAGAAUGAACCUGUGGACAUGUCUGUGGCCGAAGUGGAUGUUGAUCCAGACCUGAGUAGACCUUACAGCCCCCUUACUCCGAUACAGAGGCCAGUAACACCCUGUCAGAGCUCAGAAGACCCCACACAACAGUCUGGCUCCUCCACACCACCAACAACUGGAUCAAGAGGUCCCACCCCUAUACCUCCCCCUAUUUACCCCAGAGUACAGGAAUUAAUAACUGAAGGUCAGCAGCACAGACAGAAGAGAAGAAGAACCAAUCAACAAAGUUCCACAGAGCAACAGUUACUAGACAUUAUUGCCCAACCAACAACAACGCCAUCACCACACAUCCCAAGACAGGAAGAUGAGAUGUACUAUUUUGCACUCAGUUUAGUUCCAAAACUAAACCGGCUGCUUCCCAGGAACCGCACCAGGGCACAAAUGCAUAUUUUAGGUUACCUGGCUGACCUGGAGUUGGAAGAUGAAAAUCAGAGACAACAAGCCACCCAGGCUCACACUUUGUUUCAAAGUACAGGUAGCCACCCCCCACAAGGAGCAGCAUUUCAGCCUUACCAACCCACACCCACCUAUCAGGAACAACAAACCCAUCACCCCCACCAUGCAACAACGCCCAACAACAUCUAGCACACCAGAACAUUCUGCCAGUUACUAUCAGCAACUGUAGUGAUUUAUAUUAUCUGGAGUU
Misgurnus anguillicaudatus (oriental weatherfish) is the source of this 930-nucleotide messenger RNA. Lineage: Eukaryota; Metazoa; Chordata; Actinopteri; Cypriniformes; Cobitidae. The record is from RefSeq and is a predicted model, not a curated record.